AUGGUUUCCAAGAUACAUAGCCAGAGCACGAAACCACGAGAAAUGGAAAAAUAUACGACACCUUUUCCCUCGUAUACGCAGGAAGGUACCUCAGUCAGCCAUCUACACAUCACCCCUCCCCAAGGAAAACGUCCCGGGAGCUGUAAGCUACUUGCUUCAACUAUUGCUGGAUGCUGCGUAGCUCUGCUUUGGGUCUUUGGCGGCUGCUACACUUUUGGAAAUUCAAAAGGAAUAGCCCCGUCGCCAUUUGCAAACUACAAUCUUGUCAAGAAUGCAGUUCAUGCAGUCAUUGCGGCGCCAAAUUCCGCGGUUCUGGAGUGCUUCCAGGUCUAUCCACCUGUGCUAUUUCCCUCCGGCGCGAUUAAUAGUACCGUCUCGAGCGAUGGAUUAAAAAGCACCCCAAUUAUAGCUACCGUCGACACGACAAGUAGCUGUCAAGUCCUCCUAAUGGAUCAAUCUUUUGGAUAUUCAUACGGCAUACCGUUUGUUGGUAAGUUGCCAAGUCUUAGAUUGAUUAGUACAAUACUAAAACUCAACCAGGAAACUACACACCUCCAGAUUGUACGUUUAAUCGUGUCGCCAUGAAUUUCUCUGUCAAAUCAUCUGGCCGACAAUACGAUAGACUUGCACUCAUGUAUUUCAAUGAUACUGAAGUUUGGAGGACAUCCACAGCGGAGCCUACUGUGAAUGGGAUCCAUUGGGAAUAUAUAAAGGACAUGACGGAAUACUUGUACUUUUGGAACUCGCCUCAAACUCUCAUUUUCGACCUUGGAAAUCUAAUUAAUGAUAUUUAUACUGGCCCAUUCAACACAACCUUGACCGCUACGUUUUACACAAGUGAAGAAACUGCCUCACCUGCAUCCUUGAUUGUGCCAAUAUCGACGAGAAAGGGCUCUACUAAUUCUGCGAGCCUGUUCACACUCCCUGGUGAGAAUGCUACAAACACGAUAAUUUUUCCCCGAAAUGCGAACCGAGCUGUCUUUUCCAUCUCAGCCUGCGGACAAUCAACCGAAGAAUUCUGGUGGGGAAACGUGCUGCAAUCGAACAUUAAUACUUUUGAGCCAUACGCUGGAACCUUAUACGGAUAUUCGACAUUCCGCGAAGUUCAAGUCUUGAUUGAUGGCCAACUUGCUGGAGUACAGUGGCCCUUUCCCGUCAUCUUUACGGGCGGGGUUGUUCCUGGGUUAUGGAGACCAAUUGUCGGUAUUGAUGCUUUUGAUCUGAGAGAGCACGAAAUUGAUAUUACUCCUUGGUUGCCAAUACUUUCAGAUGGACAACAGCACACCUUUGAGAUCAGGGUUGCUGGCAUAGAGGAUGACGGUAAAGAAGGUGGAGCGCUUACGGAAACUGUAGGCGCGUCUUGGUAUGUGACGGGAAAGAUAUUUCUCUGGCAGGAUUCAGAAUCAUCCAUCACUACAGGUCUAGCCCCUACAGUGUCUAUUCCUGCACCUUUGAUCAGCGUCUCUCAAAUAUUGACACAAAAUGCCACGGGGGCCAAUGAAACUCUCACUUAUACCACCGAUGUCAAACGCACAAUCUCCGUUUCCUCGCUUAUCAAGACAGAAACGGGUGGUGAGAGACAAGUCACCUGGACUCAAAACCUCACAUUCUCCAAUUACGGAAAAUACACCCUAUUUGGCGCAAUCCAAGUAAGCAAACAAUUCACCACGGGUACCGACGAAUCCACAGGCGGCGUAUACUACAAAUCCACCUACUGCUACCCCUUAUUUGCCAAUACAUCCUACCUCGUCCAACCAUCAGGAAAUUUCACCCUAGACGCCGUUCUCGACCUGGGCCUCAAACUUACAUACCAAGGAACACCGGUGUUCCCCACUGGCCUACAGCCCUUCCGUCAUAUUCGGCAAUCUAAGGAUCUCGUUCCUUCCUUUUCAGGGACUUCUCUAAAUACGCGCCAGAAUGGGACGGCUCAUUAUUUUGGGUCGCCGUCCGCGGGAACGAGUAGUGGGUUCGGAAGUACGGCGCAGGAGUUCAGAUUUAGUGGUUUGAGUACAGAGGAAAAGGAACUUUAUUAUCGCAGUGUUGAGGCGGUUAAUGCUACCAUUGUUCGGGAUGUGGAGAGUCUUGUGGGCAAGGAGGUUGGGAGGUAUUCUGUGCCGGCUGAGGCGGUUGGGAAAGGAGCAGUUACGGUGGGUGUUAUUAGUGCGAAGGAGGCUAUUGGGCGGGGACCGGGGAAGAUGAGGGAUGUUUUGGUGCAGAGCGGUAACUAGGUGGUGUUUGUUUUAUUGGGGAGCUAUUCUUCUUGUUGUUUUUGGGGGCACCGGACCGUGUACCCAUUUGUGACGGUUGUCUCGAGGCACUUUACUUUAGGAAACAACCCAACGUUUUAAGAUAACAAAAAUUCCAUCAAGUUGGUUGUUUAAAUCUUCAACAAUAAUUUGAUAUGCUGUACUCGUAUCCUUUGAGCUUACGCGAGAUAACCG
This is a messenger RNA of Hymenoscyphus albidus, 2441 nucleotides long. NCBI's taxonomy places the organism in Eukaryota, Fungi, Ascomycota, Leotiomycetes, Helotiales, Helotiaceae. The record is from the annotation of a GenBank genome assembly.